Molecule: messenger RNA, 1841 nt
Organism: Lates calcarifer (barramundi perch)
Lineage: Eukaryota; Metazoa; Chordata; Actinopteri; Centropomidae
Gene: enkd1
Product: enkurin domain containing 1
Exons: 9
Coding region: 365-1432 (355 amino acids)
Cellular component (GO): cytoplasmic microtubule
Source: RefSeq, a predicted model, not a curated record
UUUAUACCCUCGAAGCAGGCCUGCCAGGGAGACGUUAAUUCCAGGUUGUGCACAGUGUACCGUCCCAGCACGCUCCAGCAGUCAAAUUUUAUGUUUUAAUGUAGGUUAGGAAUAGUUAUGAUUAGGGGUAUGGUUUACACAGCCUGAAAGGCAACAUUCGGGGAUUUCAAGGAGUUUUCACAAAGAAAUACACCUGGAUAGAACUCAUACGCUGUGGAAAGGCAGAGGAAUGCAGGUCUAUUUCUAUGUGCGCUUGCACCGUUGCCAUGGUGAAGACUACUGAAACAAGUGUUGAUACCUUGGCGUCAUCAGCGCGCGUGAACAAAAUCCUCAACGGACAAACAACAUAAUAUUAAAGCUUCAGAUGUGUGAGGGGCCUUCAUCAAUAUCUGGGCCAAUACCCCCGGAUCCUUCUCUGUUUCCUCAGUACUACAGACGGCCUUCUUCAGCUCGUGCUCGUUUAGAGGGGAACCACAAUGGGACUUUGGCCCUGCUCUCAGGGCCACUUGCUCCAGAUCCUAGUUUGUAUCCCGGCUGCUACAGUGCUCGUUCCCCAGCACAUCGUCCCCGUAUUGGCCCUAAUGCCACCCAUAUUCUGGAACGAGGACAGAGAGGGGUAGUGGGGGAACUACUCAAACUGGAAGGUGUUUCGAUUACCCCUGUUCCCAAACAGAAACCGCGUGUACAUGACUUCAGUAAAGAGAAUGUGCGUCGUCUCCGAGAGAUUCAGAGGCGCUGCAAAGAGCAGGAGGCUGAAAGAGUAAAUUCUCGUCCAGUUCCGGUCAAAGCUCUGUGGACCUCCUCCAAAUAUGACAAUGUCCCGUCCCGGGUGAUGGCCCAGCUACAGGUUUCUAGUCCGACUAUUAAACCACAGUGUCAAAAAUUUCUGAAGGCCCACUCCAAUGGUGGAUUAACUGCCCAAACAAGACCACACUCCAAAGCUUUGCAACGUCUGGCCUCCUGCAAUUCUCUAUGUGACCAGGAUUUGCAAUUACAGGUACAAGGUCAGAACAUAGACUUCAUAAAAUAUAAUGCCAGAGCUGCAGGAAAAACUGUGCCACGUCGGUCCCAGUCAAUGACAAGCCUAAGAGAGAGGCCUGUGCCCAGUGCAGUCAAGGGACAGGUGCCUCAGUAUCUAGAGGAAAGGAAGGAGCAGUGGCGUAAAGAGGAUGAGGAGAGGAGGAGGAAUGCACCUGAUCCCACAGUCCCAGCUGGUCACACCUUGAUGCCUGAGAGUGAGCGACAAGAGACACUGAAGUCCCUCAAAGAGACCCAUCGUGCCCUGGUGACGGAGCUGCUGUCACUCCCUCUCAAAGCUGACAAUCUGAGUGUUCGCUCACAAAGGGCUCACCUUGACUGUAGGCUUUCUGAAAUCGAGGAGGCCAUUAAAAUAUUCUCCAGGGACAAAGUUUAUGUAAAAAUAGAUUCGUAACACAUGAGGGGUAAGAGGAGGAGAAGGAGAGAAGAAAGAGGAGACGGUGCUGUAAAUCCACUGCUUUAUCAAGAUUCAUUUUCAUUUUGUAUUUGCAUUAUGUAACAGAACUUCAAACUUUGUCAAAUAUGGGAUUAUUUUAAUGUAAAUGUAGUUUUGUCAUAAGGUCAGCCUCUAAGUUUACUGAAUAUCAGCUAAAUGCUAAUGAAUAACAUGCAGUUUUCUCUUGGAAUAAGAAAUAAGCUGAUGCACUGUAAACAUAAUGGUAAAAUCCAUCAGCUCCUUAAGUAUCAUUUGCCGAUAUAUUUUUAUUUAGUUUUGUUUUUGAUUUGUGUGUAAGUGGCUGGUGGUGAUUUUUUCGUGAACUUGCUGUAUAUUACAUUUUUUAAAUUAAAACAUUCAAUGCCAA